Molecule: messenger RNA, 1091 nt
Organism: Musa acuminata subsp. malaccensis (wild Malaysian banana)
Lineage: Eukaryota; Viridiplantae; Streptophyta; Magnoliopsida; Zingiberales; Musaceae
Product: reticulon-like protein B1
Source: RefSeq, a predicted model, not a curated record
CGUAAGGGGGAAAGCAGAGAAAGAGAGGGUUUGGGGGAGGCGAUUCCGGCGAUGGCGGAGCACGCGGAGGAGACCUUGAUCGAGCAGGUAACGGAGAAGAUACGUGACGGCGUUGACUCCUCGUCGUCCUCGGACUCUGACGACGAGAAGUCGAAGGCGUCGGUGGUGACGGAGGCCGUCAAGUCUAAGAUCAACCGCCUCUUCGGCCGGGAGAAGCCCGUCCACCAGAUCUUGGGCGGCGGAAAGCCUGCUGAUGUUUUCCUGUGGAAGAACAAGAAAGCCUCUGCUGCUGUGCUUGGUGGGGCCACGGCUAUCUGGAUCUUUUUUGAGUUGAUGGAAUACCAUUUACUUACUUUGUUCUGCCACUGCCUUAUAUUGUCUCUUGCUAUCAUUUUCCUCUGGUCAAAUGCUACUUUCUUGAUCAACAAUAGGUCUCCACCUCACAUUCCUGUGGUGAGCAUUCCUGAAAAUCUGGUGGUGGACAUUGCACUUUCUCUCAGAUAUGAGAUCAAUAGGGGUUUUGCUGUUUUAAGGGAAAUUGCAACAGGACGUGAUCUGAAGAAGUUCCUCAUUGUGAUUGCUGGGCUGUGGGUUCUUUCAACCGUCGGGAGGUGCUGCAAUUUCUUGACUUUGUUUUAUAUAGUCUUUGUCACGCUGCACACUCUGCCUUUCUUAUAUGAUAAGUAUGAAGACAAAGUUGAUGCGUUUGCCGAGAAAGCAUCAGUGGAGUUCAAGAAGCACUAUGCAGUUUUUCAGGCCAAGUAUUUGAGCAAGAUACCUAGGGGACCAUUGAAAGACAAAAAGUUCCUAUAGGCAAAAAGGGUGAAUGACCAAUCCUCUGGAGAUUCGGGGUUCAGGUUCAGGGAAGACAAUGAGUUUGAUUUAGGAUUUGGCUAUAAAUUUGAUCUUUUUAUGUCAUAAUGAGUGGCUAGGGAGGGUGUUAAGAUUGCAUGCAUCAGUUAUAUGAAUGAUGAUAAUCUGUGUCACAGAAAUUAAAUUUCUUCCCUGUAGCAGUUCGUGGGGACAAAAUACACACCUGUCAACCAACACAUCUGGUCUAAUUUUAUGUCAUCAUUAUUAGUUGAGCUAGA